AACAAUGACGAAAAACACUCUGAAAUGUGAGUGAGCAGCACAAAAAGAGACUACCUGAUCGACGCUGGUUAUAACCGUAGAACAUGGGAAGAUCCACCACAUCUUGCUUCAAGAUCAUUUCUUGUGGAGGUAGCGAUGAAUCUGUCGAUAAAGAUGAUAUUGAUGCUUCUUCCCAGAAUAAAGGUCCUGAUAAACGAGGAUGGAGUUUUCGGAAAAGAUCAGCCAGGCAUCGAGUUCUGAGCAAUACUGUCGUGACAGAAAUACCGUCUUCAGAGAACAAAGAGAGCUCAGUUACUGAAAUACCUUCUUCAGAAAACAAAGAGAUCUCAGUUACUGAAAUACCUUCUUCAGAGAACAAAGGGAGUUCAGUUACUGAAAUACCUUCUUCAGAGACCAAAGAGAGUUCAGUUACUGAAAUACCUUCUUCAGAGAACAAGGAGACCUCAGAACCUGUUACUGUUAGUUCUGAAGCACUUGUUAAUUCUACGAUAUCUGAGAAUCAAUGGACAGAAGAGAUGCCUCGGUUGUCAAAUUCGAUUACCAAGGAUUCUACAGUGUCAACUAUGACGAAAGAAGCUGCUUGUGAGGAUGACAUUAAGCGUGAAUUUGUUCCUGAUGAAUCAGCCACGACCGAAGCUGCUUAUGAAGAUGACAUUAAAUGUGAAUCAGGUCCUGAUGAAUCAGCCAUCCUUGUGAUCCAGGCUGCUGUUAGGAGAUUCUUGGCUCAGAGACAACUGAUAAAGCAUAAGAAUGUUGUCAAGUUGCAAGCUGCUGUGCGAGGGCAUUUGGUCCGUAAUCAUGCUGUGGGAACAUUACGUUGUGUUCACGCCAUUGUCAAGAUGCAAACUCUUGUUCGUGCUCGUUAUGCUAGUCUGUCUGCUGAAAGAUCGGCAGUUGGGGAGAAGGGACUGCAAAAUCCAGGAAUCAGUUCACAUCCAUCGUAUAUAUCCAUCGAGAAGCUACUAAAUAAUAAACUUGCUCGCCAGCUACUGGAAUCAACACCAAGGUCUAAGCAAAUCAACAUCAAAUGUGAUCCUUUAAACUCCGAUUCAGCUUGGAAUUGGUUGGAGAGGUGGAUGUCUGUGUCUUCACUAGAAACCGUCAAGUCACAUGCACCAGAACAGGAUCAAGACAAAGUUAAAAACACUGAAAACCAGGUGGAAACUGUAACUCUUCAUUGUGAAUCAACUGAUAUGACGUCAAAUGUUGGGGAAGCAUCGGUGCCAUCUGCAGGGCAAGAAAACUUGAUCGAUAUUGAACAAGAUUCUAAUGCACGAAACCAUGAAGAAGAAAAGCCUCAACCUGCAAACACAUGCACGCCAGACUCGAUGGAGAAGCCUGAUUCUUCACCAGAUGAAACUAUGCAUCUGAAUGCUGGAGCCCAGAUUGAGGUCAGUUCGAUUUCUGAGAAACCCGUAUCAGAAACUGAACCCAAACCCCCAGCACAAAGAUUUGCUACAGACCAAGCAGAUUCUGAGGGAAGGAAGUCUGUGUUUGGAUCAAGGAAGGCAAGCAAUCCAGCGUUUAUAGCAGCUCAAUCGAGGUUUGAGGAGCUGACUUCAAAGAGCAACCCGUUGAAAUCAGUUGAUUCUUUUAAUCAGGAUAACGAGGCAGGUUUGUCUGCAGAUAUCGAUUCUGCUGCUCCUGAAAAUGCAACCGUGAUGACAGAUGUUGAACGAGAAGAACAUUUGGUUGUGCAUAGUUCAAGGGUGGUUCUUAACAGUGGCUCAGAAUGUGGGACGGAGCUGUCCAUCACGUCCACACUUGACUCACCAGAUCAGUCUGAAGCUGGAAACAAGAAAUCUGAGGAGGAAGCUAAAGUUUUAGAUGAAACCGUUGGUGAUAUGAAUGGUAAUGAUAACAUAGAUGUUGAAGAACAUGCUUUUCCAAGUAGCAAUAAGACCUCUGACGAUCUGCUCAUGCCUGAAAAACACGACAGUGGUGAUGAUUCUGAAACUGAGAAACUAAAACCUGGCAAUAACAUUGAACAAAAGCUCCUCGAUAACAGUCCAUCUGAUGCAGACAUUGAACUUGAGCCCGAGUCUGGCCAUCAAGUUUACAAGUCUAAUGCACCCAUGGAGCUGGAGCAGGAAACAGUUCACCAAGCAUACAAAUCAUCAGGUGAAGCGUCUCCAAGAAGCCAUAUAACAGUCCCUGAAUCACAGGGAACGCCUUCUAGCCAGCUCUCAACUAACACUAAGAAGACUAGAAGCGAUAAAAAGGUAUCCAGUCAAAAGCGCAAAUCUUGGUCGACUAGCAAGAAGUCUAGUGUAACUUCUAGCCCUGAUUCUGGUUUAAGGAAUAGUUUGGAGCAAUUGCCAAAAGAUUCUAAACCUGGGAAGCGAAGAAAUUCUUUUGGUUCACCAAGACCUGAUCACAUUUAUCAAGAAGCAAGUGGUAAUAGCUCUGUCCCAAGCUAUAUGCAGGCAACUGAAUCUGCAAGAGCAAAAGCUAUUGCAAAUAGCUCUCCAAGGUCAAGUCCUGAUGUGCAAGAUAAGGAAAUUUAUUUGAAAAAGAGACAUUCCUUACCUGGUGCAGUAAAUGGUAGGCAAGGUUCGCCUCGUAUCCAGAGGUCCAUGUCUCAGGCACUGCAAAGCACAAAGGGAAACAGCAGUCAAGAGAGGAAAUGGCAGAGGUAAAGUUGUAAAGCAGCAAGUGAGAAUAUGUAAGAAUGGUUUCUGGUCCCUGUGUUUUGGUGGAGUGUGUGUUUAUUGUUUAUUGUUUUAUAUGAACUUGUUGAAGCUUUCUUUCUUCUCCAAUGGUCGGUCUGUCUGGCUGCUUGUGUAUUUGUUUUAAAACAGCAUUGUGCCAUUUUCUUGGGUUUUUUCUUUCUUUUGGUAAUUUUUUUUUGAUAUUUGGUUCAAACA
Molecule: messenger RNA, 2867 nt
Organism: Cynara cardunculus var. scolymus (artichoke)
Lineage: Eukaryota; Viridiplantae; Streptophyta; Magnoliopsida; Asterales; Asteraceae
Product: protein IQ-DOMAIN 32
Exons: 6
Coding region: 84-2639 (851 amino acids)
Molecular function (GO): protein binding
Source: RefSeq, a predicted model, not a curated record